Staurois parvus is the source of this 1461-nucleotide messenger RNA. Lineage: Eukaryota; Metazoa; Chordata; Amphibia; Anura; Ranidae. The record is from the annotation of a GenBank genome assembly.
AUGCAGGAUGUGGUGUUCACAGAUGAGAUGGCACAUUUUGGCCGGGAGAGGAUCCCUGAGAGAGUGGUACAUGCUAAAGGAGCAGGAGCCUUUGGAUAUUUUGAAGUCACUGAUGACAUUACGAAAUACACCAAGGCCAAGGUGUUUGACCAAAUCGGAAAGAAAACUGACAUCGCUGUGAGAUUCUCUACUGUAGCUGGUGAACAGGGCUCUGCUGACACCGUCCGCGAUCCUCGAGGAUUUGCAGUGAAGUUCUACACAGACGAGGGUAACUGGGACCUAGUUGGCAACAAUACCCCCAUUUUCUUUAUCAGGGAUGCCAUGCUGUUUCCAUCCUUCAUUCACAGUCAGAAGAGGAACCCACAAACCAAUCUGAAAGACCCCGAUAUGGCAUGGGACUUCUGGAGCCUUCGUCCUGAGUCUCUGCACCAGGUGUCGUUUCUGUUCAGUGACCGAGGUAUUCCAGAUGGAUUCCGGUUCAUGAAUGGAUAUGGAUCUCACACCUUCAAGCUUGUGAAUGCACAAGGGGAGGCCGUGUACUGCAAAUUCCACUACAAGACUAACCAAGGUAUAAAGAAUCUGACAGUGGAAGAAGCAGACAAACUGGUGGUGAAGGACCCAGAUUAUGCCACCCGAGACCUUUUCCAGGCUAUUGCCAAGAAGAGCUUCCCAUCCUGGACAAUGUACAUCCAGGUCAUGACCUUCGAGCAUGCAGAGAAAUGUCCUUUCAAUCCCUUUGACUUGACCAAGGUCUGGCCUCACGCCAAGUACCCGCUGAUCCGUGUUGGAAAGUUUGUGCUGAACCGAAACCCAGAAAACUACUUUGCUGAAGUGGAGCAGAUUGCCUUUGAUCCAAGCAACAUGCCCCCAGGCAUUGAGCCGAGCCCGGAUAAAAUGCUGCAGGGUCGUCUGUUCUCCUACCCGGACACACACCGGUACCGCUUGGGGCCAAAUUAUUUGCACAUUCCAGUGAACAGUCCUCGGGCAGCCAAUGCCUGUCACUAUCAGAGGGACGGUCCGAUGUGCAUGUUCGCUCAUCCAAGUCAUGUGCCAAACUAUUAUCCGAACAGUUUUACAUCUCCUCGGGAUAUACCCAAGCACAAGGAGAGCACCUGCAUAUCUUCCGGAGAUAUCGAUCGCCAUGACAGCUCUGAAGAGGAUAACGUGUCCCAGGUGGGAGCUUUCUACAGAAGAACCCUGAAACCAGAGGAACGCCAGAGACUGUGCGAGAAUGUUGCUGGGAGCCUAAAGGAUGCUCAGCUCUUCAUCCAAGAGAGAGCAGUAAAAAACUUCAGGGAUAUUGACCCAGAGUAUGGCUCCCGUAUUCAGGCCCUUCUGGAUAAGUACAAUGCUGCCAGUGGAAAAAAAGUAGGUGUCCUUUUCAAAGCAAUAAUGUACAUUUUUCCCCAGUUUAAGAAAUGUCAUCACUGUGGGUGCUACAUGACAAAGAUUGGCAUCUAA